AUGGAGAAGCUUUUUGUGAUUGUCCUCUCCCUUACCUUACUGACUUGCUUCACAGGGUCCUCCCCGAUUCUGACGGAAAAGCAGGCCAAGCAGCUCCUCAGGUCCCGACGCCAGGACAGGCCCAGCAAACCCGGCUUCCCUGACGAGCCCAUGCGGGAAUACAUGCACCAUCUGCUUCGCCUGGAGCACCGCGCCGAGGAGCAGUUCCUGGAGCACUGGCUGAACCCUUACUGCAAGCCCCACUGUGACAGGAACAUGGUCCAUCCCGUGUGA
Messenger RNA from Odobenus rosmarus divergens (Pacific walrus), 273 nucleotides. RefSeq names its product chromosome unknown open reading frame, human C17orf67 (gene CUNH17orf67). The record is from RefSeq and is a predicted model, not a curated record. Bases 1 to 273 code for a protein of 90 amino acids. The transcript is spliced from 3 exons. NCBI's taxonomy places the organism in Eukaryota, Metazoa, Chordata, Mammalia, Carnivora, Odobenidae.